AUGGGCACCACAACCACCACCGACCCCACUCUUCACCUACCCCGCGUCCUCUGCCUGCAUGGUGGCGGUGUGACGGGCGAAAUCUUCCGCCUCCAGGCGCGCGGCCUGGUGUUCCACCUCUCGACGUCCUUCCGCCUCGUCUUCGCCGACGCGCCGUUCUUCUGCGACGCGGGCCCCGGAAUCAUCCCUGUCUAUGCGGGCAUGGGCCCGUACCGGCGCUGGCUGCGCUGGCUUCCCCACCACCAGGCUGUCGACGCCGACACCGCCGUCGAGGAGAUCCGCUACCACGUCGAGAGCGCCAUGGACGAGGACGACCGCCAGGGCGCCACGGGCGAGUGGGUCGGCUUCAUGGGCUUCAGCCAGGGCGCCAAGGUCAGCGCCAGCCUGCUGUUUGAGCACCAGCGCCGCCGCCGCUGCCUGCAGGAGGAGGGCCGGCCCGUGAGGGGCUACGAGGGCGACAACGUGGAGACGAAGCUGUGGGGCCAGGACUGGCGUUUCGCCGUGCUCAUGGCCGGCCGCUCGCCCCUGGUCGCGUUCAGUCCCGAUGCCGAGUCCUUUCCGUUUCAGACCGCUGGCGAUGCCGACUCUGGCGAGGAUAGAGGCCCGGUCCAGGAUGAGGCGCUGCUGAAGCUGCCGACCUUUCACGUCCACGGACUGAAAGACGUGGGCAUACAUCUCCACCGCCAAUUGCUGAACCAAUACUGCUCCAAGGACUCGGUGGAACUCAUGGAGUGGGAUGGCGAUCACAGAGUGCCGGUGAAAACAUCAGACGUGCAGGUUUUCGUGGACAAGAUGCUCUUGACUGCGAGAAAGGCUGGGGUUGAGCCGGGAGUUGGUAAGAAGACAUGA
Diplodia corticola is the source of this 849-nucleotide messenger RNA. RefSeq names its product citrinin biosynthesis oxidoreductase. The record is from RefSeq and is a predicted model, not a curated record. Lineage: Eukaryota; Fungi; Ascomycota; Dothideomycetes; Botryosphaeriales; Botryosphaeriaceae. Gene Ontology annotation, biological process: secondary metabolite biosynthetic process. Gene Ontology annotation, cellular component: cytoplasm; nucleus. The coding region runs from base 1 to 849 and encodes 282 amino acids. The transcript is spliced from 2 exons.